GGGGACAACCCCCCACUCUGCUCUCUCUAUUUCUCUAGCGGAAGCCAUUGACGUUAAACCUUCUCUGCAUAUAUCUCCGCUAGGGUUUUACUUUCUUCUACAUCUUCCCGUCCGGUCGAUUUGGCGUCGGAUUUCAUACUCGUCGCCGGGAAACUGAAAGAAAUGGGCUCUUCUUCUCUCCUCCUCAGAUCUGCGGCUGUCUCCCCUGCUCUCCAUGCCUCUUCAGCUUCCCAUCGAUCCCAGGCAUCUUUUUCUGGCUUCAAUCAAGGCUCCAAUUCUAUCAAGUUCGAAUCAAGCAUCUCUGGCUCAACUCAUCUGAAUCUUCGCGCAUCUUCAUUGCAUCUAAGGAAUGGUUCCCAUGGCAUUCAACCUGCUAAAGCUACUGCCACAGAACUGCCUCCAGCAAUCCCAAAAUCCCAAAAUACUGAGAAGACAAGGGUUGGGAUCAAUGGGUUUGGGAGGAUUGGAAGGUUAAUUUUGCGAAUAGCAACAUCAAGGGAUGACAUUGAUGUGGUUUCCGUCAAUGACCCUUUCAUUGAUGCGAAUUACAUGGCAUAUAUGUUCAAGUAUGAUUCCACCCAUGGUGUUUUCAAGGGAACCAUCAGGGUAUUGGAUGGUUCUACUCUAGAAAUCAACGGGAAGCCUAUCAAAGUUAUCAAUAAGAGAGACCCGGCGGAUAUUCCUUGGGGUGAUUUUGGAGCGGAUUUUGUCGUUGAGUCUUCUGGUAUCUUCACCACAGUGGAGAAAGCAUCAGUGCACAAGAAGGGUGGUGCAAAGAAGGUUGUGAUCUCAGCUCCAUCUGCUGAUGCACCUAUGUUUGUGGUGGGAGUUAAUGAGAAGACAUACAAAUCAAGCAUGGAUGUCGUUUCCAAUGCCAGUUGUACCACUAACUGUCUUGCUCCUUUGGCCAAGGUGGUUCAUGAGGAGUUUGGUAUUGUGGAGGGUUUAAUGACAACCGUGCAUGCUACCACAGCUACACAAAAGACAGUAGAUGGACCUUCAAUGAAGGAUUGGAGAGGAGGGCGUGGAGCUGGACAAAACAUAAUCCCCAGUUCAACUGGUGCAGCAAAGGCCGUCGGGAAAGUUCUUCCAGCACUCAACGGGAAGCUUACGGGAAUGGCAUUCCGUGUCCCCACGCCCAAUGUCUCUGUUGUGGACCUAACAUGCCGACUUGAGAAGAGUGCUUCUUAUGAGGAUGUCAAAGCAGCCAUUAAACAUGCAGCAGAAGGUCAAAUGAAGGGCAUUCUUGGUUACACGGAUGAAGAUGUUGUGUCAAAUGAUUUUGUUGGUGAUUCUAGAUCAAGCAUUUUCGAUGCCAAGGCUGGCAUAGGUUUGAACAACUCACUUAUGAAGUUGGUGUCGUGGUAUGAUAAUGAGUGGGGUUACAGCAAUAGGGUGUUGGAUUUGAUAGGGCACAUGGCACUAGUUGCUGCCUCAAGCUAAGGAGCACACCAUUGUUGAUGAUGAUGAUGACAGUGAUACUGUGAGAAUUAGACGGGGACGGUAGAGAGUGAUUGUAUUUGUUGGUUGUGUCCUCUUUUUUUGUUUGUUUGUCUGUUUUUACUUUAAUGUCCCUCUCCCCAUUCUUUUCCUUUUAUUUAAAAAAAAAGAAGAAAAAGGUAGCCAAAUAAUUUGGAGGGAAUUGCUCCUGGUUUGUCUUGUUUUGGAAAUUGCCAAAUCCCCCUUCAGUCUUUUUGCGACUGAACACUCUUUUGUUCUCAUAUUAAUUAUUGCUCCCUUUAUUUUGGUGAGUCUUAAUGUUCUUUU
This is a messenger RNA of Cuscuta campestris, 1767 nucleotides long. The record is from the annotation of a GenBank genome assembly. NCBI's taxonomy places the organism in Eukaryota, Viridiplantae, Streptophyta, Magnoliopsida, Solanales, Convolvulaceae.